This is a messenger RNA of Wasmannia auropunctata (little fire ant), 402 nucleotides long. RefSeq lists its product as uncharacterized. Lineage: Eukaryota; Metazoa; Arthropoda; Insecta; Hymenoptera; Formicidae. The coding region runs from base 1 to 402 and encodes 133 amino acids. The record is from RefSeq and is a predicted model, not a curated record. The transcript has 2 exons.
AUGCUAAUAAAAGUGACAAUAGUGAAUCAUCCAGUUGCAGUAACUGAUAAUUAUAGUGAUGAAGAAUAUAAGGAUAGUUCAAGCACUGACCACGAAUUGAAAAUUUUAUAUUCGGUUUUAAUGGUGGGUGAAACACAUGGAAAAACAGUUUUUACAGAAAAAAUAACAGAUUUUGCUGAGAGAGUUAUCCCUGGAUACACGAGGCGCGUAUUUAAAGAACAUUUUCGAAUGUUUCCAGAAACAUUCGAAGUAGUGUUACAACUAAUUGGGCCAGGAUUAAGGGCCAUAAAUGCAUUGCCUGGAAGAAAACCAAUUUCUGCCGAAAAGCAACUCCUUAUUGCAAUUUGGUUUAUGUCUACUCCUGACUCUUAUAGGUAUGAUCUCAUACAAAUUAAAAUAUGA